ACGCAGAACGUUUGUGAUCCGAGAGCUGUAGUGUUUCAUGAGGAGGAUCGAGGAGUGAAACAAGUCGUGUAAAUUGGACUCAAAUAUACGGUGUACGACUUCGGAAAACAUUGGUCUAUGUAGACGAUUGGACCAUCGCUUAUCGACCUGGAUGAACGAUCAAGAACUCAAAUCAGCAGCUUUCGGAACAUAGGAACAGCCGAUCCAGACAAGAGAGUCGAGAAUUCGUAAAAAACUACUCUCAAAAUGGCCAUUUCGGCCAGGCUGCGGAAGCUAUUCCCCCUCAAAUCGGUUGAUGAUCUCGUCCACAUAUUCAAAUGCAUGCUCGACGGACCUGCGCCUCCAGAUCUCACGUUGGCGUCUAUACUCUUGGGCUAUCUCGAAAAUUUACUCUGUGCCAAACCUUUGGAUCCAACAUCAUCGGACAGUGAUUCUCAGAGCUCCGGACACGAGGAUUUUCCCAUCGUGAACUUUGAAGAGAUCAAUGCGCUCUACGGAAAUUUCGCCUCCUUCAUCAAAGGCUCGAUAGACCUCUCAAUCCAGCAGACUGGACCACAGCGACGCUUGAAUCGUCAACUGGUGAAGAAAAUAUCUGAUAUAAUCUGGAACACCUUGCAUCGGUCCUAUGGUCAGGACCGACCACAUCUCCAAAGCAUUUUCAGCUAUCUAACAGGGAACAAACUCGAUUGUUUCGGAUUGGCAUACACGACCGUUGCAGCGUGUCAGAUGCUGAGCUUGAGCGACGUCAACCUCGUUCUGAGCGAGGACCACGCUUGGAUCGUGUACGUGAACGCGCAAACUGGGAACAAGGAAACCGCCGAGGUCACAUGGCAUGGGAAAGUCGAAGACAAGAGGGGACAAGAAAUCUCGUACGGUGAAAAAUCAUGGCUUUAUCUUAACGGGCACGCGAUUGAAUGCUCGAAAUACACGGAAAUCGCGGCGGCGAUCCUCGCAGUCAAUCCGUACGCAACAUCCUCGGCAGACUCUGAGAUGUUGAUUCACAUUCAGAAGAAACUCCUGUGGCUGAUGCACGAUGCUGGUCACCUUCGUCAUUAUCCGAUGGCGCUCGGAAUCCUCGGUGAACUGGAAUCGAUACAAGAUACUCCCGAAGCAGAACAUUCGUCUUUGGAAUUGUUCAGGGAAGCAGUGGAUAUCGCACGCACAGUGUACGCCGAUCACCACGUCUACCCGUACACGUACUUGGGCUGCUUCAUGUUUCGGAGUCAAAGAUUCUCCGAAGCUCUUCGGUGUUACGCGAAUGCGGCGCAGGUCAUUCGGAACUUCAAUUACGGGAGAGAAGACGAAGAGAUCUACAAAGAGUUCAUGGAGGUCAACAACGAAAUCAUCCCUCAGCUUGUGCGGUAUCCAGGGAUACCCGAGGAUAAGACAUGCUUCGCGCAGCUGCUGCGUCUCUGGGACGGACUUUGCGGCUGGGAAGAAGGCUCCUCGACUCCUGUGCUGCAUAUCGGAUGGGCGCAGCCUUUCGUCUCCACCUUGGGGAAGUUUCCUGCCGCAACUCGGAAGGGAGUCAAUAUCGUCAUUUGGGAGGACCCGUCGACGCAGGAUGAAGGUAAACUGAAGGAGAUCAAGACUGAAAACGAACAACUCUCCCCGAGCGCUGUGGAUUCGAAGGAGAAUUCGAGAGACGAUAAAAAAGCUGAACUUCCGACCAGGCGAGGGAGCCAGAGCCGAAAAAGCAGAAACGAGAAGGAUAUCAAGGAAAAAGAGAAGAUCGAACCCAAAGAUACGAUCCUGACCACCGGCCCCGUUCAGCAAGAUCUCAAUGAGAAUGAGGUCAAGAAAGAGACCGACUCCGGGGCGCCUAAAGUCAGCGACGACGAGCGAAGAUUCCGUGAAGAGAACGAGAAGAAACCCCACACAGUCGUGUUCAGUAGCCAGAAAAUGAUCCGUUCGAAGAAUCUACUGCUGGCUGAUAAACUCAAUACCUCCGCCAUCAUUCUUCAACUGACGGCCCAGAGUAACAUCAACACACACAAGCACAAAUUGGGAAUCGAUGAAGAUAGACGAACGAAAAGGUUCCGUAGAGAUUGAUUGAUCCAUCACAUUGAUGAUAAGUUGAUAUUCAUCAUCUUCAUCCAUCCCUCUAUCGAGAUCAUCGAGAUAUCGAUAAUGUUUCAACGUCGACUGUGACGAUAUCAGUGAGCCCCAUGUAGUGAGCUGGUUUGAGUAUACCUUAGCUAGACGGGUUUUCGGGUGGCAUACGAUCUCCAAUUUUUCAUCAUCAGCCUCGUAUUAUAGAAUACCCGGGUCAGAUUUCAUCCACGAAUACUUCAUUAAACCACAUAGUUCCGUUCCGAUCAUUUGAUCGAAUUCACCGUGAGGCGUCAGAAACAAAUCGAGUCUACGUCUGAUU
Galendromus occidentalis (western predatory mite) is the source of this 2374-nucleotide messenger RNA. It is a transcript of the gene Mnn1, whose product is annotated as menin 1. The transcript is spliced from 11 exons. The record is from RefSeq and is a predicted model, not a curated record. The coding region runs from base 247 to 2052 and encodes 601 amino acids. Gene Ontology annotation, cellular component: histone methyltransferase complex; nucleus; chromatin. Gene Ontology annotation, molecular function: transcription cis-regulatory region binding; Y-form DNA binding; protein binding. Lineage: Eukaryota; Metazoa; Arthropoda; Arachnida; Mesostigmata; Phytoseiidae. Gene Ontology annotation, biological process: negative regulation of cell population proliferation; negative regulation of cell cycle; regulation of transcription by RNA polymerase II.